GCAGCCUGGGCAGGGCCUUGCUGGGCGGCGGCCCCCAAAGUGGCUGCUCCGGACGGGGGCGGGAAGCGAACUCUCCGGGAGAGACCACCGCCCGUGGUAGCCGGUCCAAGUCGCGCUGAGGUGCCAACCCCCCGCCCCCGGGCCCAAAGCUACCCGCCCCCUCCGCGACUAACUCUUUCUCCGGGACAAAGGACUUUCUGUGUCGCCGCUUUAUCUCCGUUCCCUGUGAUAACUGGUCUUUCUUGGAAAGCCCAAAUCCUUUCCAGGCCUGAGACUUCUCCCGACUUGGAGGUUGAAUUUUCCACUUCUGGAUAUCUACCUAAAACCUCUUCUGUAGGAUUGACUUUAUUCCCCUGAGGGUAGCGGCCUCCAAGAAGUCUAUUCAGUACAGUUCCAGAGACCUGGAUUUUUGCCUGCAUGGCCUUUCUGAGCCUUAUUUCCUCAUCUCACAGAAUUAUGCAUAAUGUAGAAAAUUGCUUUGAGAAGUAACCCAAGGUAUGCCUGACAAGUAUAGGAAUUUUGUUUUCUUUUAAUUACUGAAUCGUGGAUUGUCAAGCAGAUAUGACUCUUCUCUGCCCGAGAGGGUUAAAUGUCCUUCCAGUACUGCCACUAUCCUUUUACUCCCGCUCUUUUCCCCCAUAAUCGCGUGGUCUCACUGGAAAGGCGAACUGUAGUUCCCAGGGUGCCUCGCGAAGCCUCAAGGAACUACAAUUCCCAGCGCCCCCCGCGGUGAGGCGGGGUUGAGUCAGAACCGCACAGCCAGGCCAGGAAACUACAACUCCCAGGAGUUCUGGAGCCGGGCAGCUGGACUACGGGAAGCGGCAGGCGGAGGCCAGUUAUAGGAAACUCCGGGAUCAGGUUGCGAAAGCCCAGGGUUAGGAGCCACAGGCAUGCUGCGUCCCAAGGCUUUGACCCAGGUGCUAAGCCAAGCCAACACUGGAGGUGUCCAGAGCACCCUGCUGCUGAAUAACGAGGGAUCUCUGUUGGCCUACUCUGGUUACGGGGAUACGGACGCCCGAGUCACUGCAGCCAUCGCCAGUAACAUCUGGGCGGCCUACGACCGGAACGGGAACCAAGCAUUUAACGAAGACAAUCUCAAAUUCAUCCUCAUGGACUGCAUGGAAGGCCGUGUAGCCAUCACUCGAGUGGCCAACCUUCUACUGUGCAUGUAUGCCAAGGAGACUGUUGGCUUUGGAAUGCUCAAGGCCAAGGCCCAGGCCUUGGUGCAGUACCUGGAGGAGCCUCUCACCCAAGUAGCAGCAUCGUAAUGGACAUGGGUGGAAGCAGGGGUCAGAAAAGAAUGAUGACCAUUUGGAGGGGCAGGGCCCCCUGGUGAAACCUCCCCCUGGACUUUGGGGGGAGGGUGGGACUUUGUUUUUCCCAAGAAUAAACUUCAACUCCUGUCUUA
Molecule: messenger RNA, 1408 nt
Organism: Phacochoerus africanus (Common warthog)
Lineage: Eukaryota; Metazoa; Chordata; Mammalia; Artiodactyla; Suidae
Gene: LAMTOR2
Product: late endosomal/lysosomal adaptor, MAPK and MTOR activator 2
Exons: 4
Coding region: 891-1268 (125 amino acids)
Biological process (GO): cellular response to amino acid stimulus; positive regulation of TOR signaling
Cellular component (GO): Ragulator complex
Molecular function (GO): molecular adaptor activity; guanyl-nucleotide exchange factor activity
Source: RefSeq, a predicted model, not a curated record